Molecule: messenger RNA, 870 nt
Organism: Olea europaea var. sylvestris
Lineage: Eukaryota; Viridiplantae; Streptophyta; Magnoliopsida; Lamiales; Oleaceae
Product: pto-interacting protein 1-like
Exons: 4
Coding region: 378-851 (157 amino acids)
Molecular function (GO): ATP binding
Source: RefSeq, a predicted model, not a curated record
AAUCAAAGCCCGAUUUUUAUAUAAGCAAAGACGAGUCUCUCUCUUUCUCACACGCACAUUAUAAUAAUAUAUAUAAACCCAUUGAUUCUCCCAUUACGCUUAAUUCCUUCCUCAUUUAUCGCCGGAUUCGAUUUCCGAUCAUCCUCUCCUCGAUUGCCCAAUCUCUCUUCUAUAUCGCUUUCUCUCUGACUCACUCAGUGUGUGGAUUGUGGAGUUACUUGAGUAUAUUGGUAUAAGACUCUCUUGCAUCGCUUGCUGAUUUCAGUUCAAACUAUGAUGCUUUGAACAAAUUUUGAAGCGUGCAAGUUGAAUUAUGUAUCACAACAUGGAAAAGGAAUCCUGUUAUACGGAGAGGAGAUACUUUGAGGAAAACAAACAUGAGCUGUUUUGGUUGUUGUGAAGAAGAUGACAUUGGUAAACAUGCUGAUGGUGGAGGCCAUUAUAUGAUGAAAAAUUCAGUUGGAAAUGAAGGACAUUAUCAUACAACAGAUGCUGCACUGAAAUCUCAAGCUGUUAAUGUCCAGCCUAUUGCAGUUCCGUCAAUUCCCGGGGAUGAAUUGAAAGAAAUUACAGAUAACUUUGGCUCUGAUUCUUUAAUUGGGGAAGGCUCAUAUGGACGGGUAUAUUAUGGAAUCCUUAAGAAUGGAAGGGCUGCUGCAAUAAAGAAGUUGGAUGCAAGCAAGCAACCAGAUGACGAAUUCUUAGCCCAGGUUUCAUUUGAAUAUUAUAACUUACUCAGUCCUAUGAGGAAUCAGGCAUUCAGCAUUAAGAGCCUAUUUGUCUCCCAUUAUAGGAGAAAUUGUAGAGUUUUGAACAAUAUUUUUUUUGGAGAAUGUGUGGUUAAAAUUUAAAGAAACUUUAUUGGUUUGU